AUGGUCUUCCGUGGUGGAUUUAGAGCGGUAUCCGAUGGAAAUGACUGCCGUGUAAAGGGACCCCUAUAUAAAUAUCCACUAUUCUGCAUAGGUGGGCAGAUCGGUCCGCUUGUUUUGCACCUAAUAGUUGCGACCAACCAACCAACUCGAACUAUAGGAGACUAUCGACUCAUCUACCAGCGAAAUAACAUUGGAACUCAUGGUCAUAUCACAAAAUUGAAAGCUACGUUUUACUUCGGAACCUAUGUAUCCUUCCGGAAGUACGAGUCCAUCGUCGCUGUCAUCAUCAGGCCACCGCAGAAGACCAUUGUGAUCGCCUUUAACGGACUCGACUUCCACACAAAAGAUAACGGGCUUGUUCUCACAGCAUCGGAAGUACGGUUCGAAAGCUCUUCAUUACCGCUUCUUCCUAGAUGGUGCCCAGGUUAUGCUGCAAGAACGAGGUUCUCCAUCGAGUACGAUGGCCCCACCCUCGGUCAGAAGAUUUGCUGUUAA
Haemonchus placei is the source of this 495-nucleotide messenger RNA. NCBI's taxonomy places the organism in Eukaryota, Metazoa, Nematoda, Chromadorea, Rhabditida, Trichostrongylidae. The record is from the annotation of a GenBank genome assembly.